Stegodyphus dumicola is the source of this 1851-nucleotide messenger RNA. RefSeq lists its product as uncharacterized. Gene Ontology annotation, molecular function: calcium ion binding. The record is from RefSeq and is a predicted model, not a curated record. NCBI's taxonomy places the organism in Eukaryota, Metazoa, Arthropoda, Arachnida, Araneae, Eresidae.
AUCUGUGAUUCGAACUGUGACUUCUCAGAUUAUUGCUAAAGUCCCUAGUGUUAACCUUUAUCGCCUUACCAAAAUGUCGCCAAACUACCUGUUACUAUAUUCCAAAGAUUAGCCGUUAAAACUUUGCUUAUAUUCAUGUGUGUUUCGUUUAAGUAUUUUAUAGUGAGCAUUUAAUUUGCAAGAAAGACAGAUCUCAAUUCAUACUUGCUUAAACGCAAGAAAAUUGUAAAUUCUGAUACGGAGCAUUAAGUGCAUAAUAGUUAAGUAAUGAAUAUUGUUUCUGUUGUGCAUGGUUUUAUGUCUUAAAAGACUAUGAUAUGAAAUUCUGUUUAAAGAUGGGCUAGAAAUCAAGGAAAGGUGUGAGUGUCUUUAUUCUUGUACAUGUUUAACUGAAAAAUCAUCCCAGAAUUGCACAAAAAUGGCAUUGCGCACACUCUCGACUUUAUCCAUGUACACUGCUAAAGUCCUACCUAGUAACUUUUAUCGCUUUAUUAAAAUGUUGCCAAACUACCUGUUACCAUAUUCCAAAGAUUAGGCAAAUAAACAAUUAACAGAGUUACUUGGACACUGGUAAAUAAGAACACAAUGAUUGAAAUAACAACAUAAGAGUUACUGCAGACCUUUGUUUCACCACUUUAAGUUAAUGGCAGCCAAUCAAAGCAAAGCCUUCAGCGCAUGCCUGAUCUUCCCGUGAUUCCAUGUUUUGAAAGUUUAAUGGCGCCUGUUUGCAUGUGUUGGUGGAUAGUCGAUGGUGUAUUCGGAUAAUUACAAGGUCUUACAAAAAGCUUAUUACAACAGAAAGAUGUUCAGUAAAUGAUGAACAUACGGAACUUGUUGAAAAUGCACUUCGAAAGAGGUUCCUUCUUCAUUCCUUACACCUCUAUCCUUUUAUUAUUGCGCAACCGUUCAAGUGAUAUGCAUUUCCCAGGUGAAGGCACCAGUGCUUUAUCGUGGGGUCAACAGGUGCUGUCCAUCCACCAACUUAUUAUGGCUGACUUUAUUGAAGAGACUGAGCGGCAUUACGAGGGCAGAAGGCGCUUGCCUCACUGUAGGACAUGCGUCUGCCCGCAGCAAGAAGUGAAGAUGAGAAGCAAAGUUUUCGUAUCCACUCACAGCAAGCCAAAGCCUCCCGUGUCGCCUUUUGGGGUUGAACCACGUGGGCAGAAAUGCAUAUGCGGAUGCCGUCGAUCCACAGAUGGUGAAUGGGAAUGCAGGAAUAAGGCGAAGGCUUAUUAUCACCAAAGCGUGGUUUCGCCAAACAGAGUAGAACGAAAAAUCCACGCUGAACAUAAAUACACUUUAUUGGAAAACUGGUUUAAUAGGUUUGAUCUGGAUUGCAAUGGGCUCCUCGAUGUAUUUGAACUAAAAUCUUUGUUCAAUUUCCUUGGAGUCAACGUACCCAAUGAUUAUGUCAGCAGACUACUAGAGCGAGCUGACAGAGACAGGGAUGGUUGUCUUUCUUUCCCGGAGUUUAUGCAUAUGUGGCGGCAAAUCCAAUAUGAAGAUGAGUUCUAUGACAUCAUACGAGAACACGAUCUUUUUCCGGACGUCCUGCCAUUGGACCGUUGUCCGACUCUUUAUCCAAGACACCAGGUGACAGAAACUGUUCGAAGAAAGUUCGGCCGCGUGCGUCAAUGUGGUUGCGAAGGAACAAUAACAAAAACAUAUCGAAGGAGCCCCAAAGAUCACACCAUGGAGCUUAAAACGAAGAUAUCCCAUUCACCUGCGCCACGGGAAGAAAAGUUCCCAGUGUUUCUUGUUAUCGCUAAUUAAUGUGAAGAAAAAGCUUGUAAUGGAAGAAAAAUGAGAAAUAAAUACAUAUUUGGCUACUUAUUUAUGGGAAAGCAAUUG